This is a messenger RNA of Quercus lobata, 2347 nucleotides long. It is a transcript of the gene ATCSLA09, whose product is annotated as Nucleotide-diphospho-sugar transferases superfamily protein. Gene Ontology annotation, molecular function: mannan synthase activity. The transcript is spliced from 9 exons. Bases 545 to 2146 code for a protein of 533 amino acids. NCBI's taxonomy places the organism in Eukaryota, Viridiplantae, Streptophyta, Magnoliopsida, Fagales, Fagaceae. The record is from RefSeq and is a predicted model, not a curated record. Gene Ontology annotation, cellular component: Golgi apparatus.
GCUAACACAUUCAUUCAUUCAUUAUAUAAGAAGAAACAAGAGGGAGAGAUUAUGACACACAAAUAGAGCUUACACAAAUAACAAAAAAAAGAAGCUAUUUCCUCUCUCUCUCUCUCUCUCUCUCUCUCUCUCUAAAUUCUUCAAUUUCAGAGUCUUUUUUUUUUCCUUCAGAGACAUUAAUUUUGUGUACCAACAUUUUAGGCCAUUAUUAAUGUUGUUUGUGUAAUGUGUGCGUGUUGUAAGAGCUUGAUAGAUUGAGAUCUAAACUGGGUUUGUUAUAGAUUUUUCCUUCUCUAGGUUUGUCUGCAAAGCAAAGUGGGGGGGUUUGAGCUAGUGACUGACACAUUCCAGCUCUGCCUCCAUUGUUUUUCUUGACAAGGAAGCAAAUAAUCACAAACACAGCUAAAAGGCAAAAACAUAUUCGUGCUCUUUUCGCAAAGUGAACCAUCUUAUACUCUUUCACUUCCUUGCUAACUUUCCCAUCACCUUCUCAUAGCUUUUUGGUUUUGUUUUUCUUAUUAACAACAAAGAAAAAAGCCUUGAAAUGGAUCGGCUUUCAUCGUCGACAAUUCUUCCAGACGCAUUUCAAGGAGCCAGAGAUGACAUUUCCAUGCAACUUGAAAUUAUCUGGGCUCAGAUCAAAGCGCCAUUGAUUGUCCCUCUGUUAAGAAUCUCAGUGGUUUUGUGCUUGAUCAUGUCGGUGAUGCUGUUCAUCGAGAGGGUUUAUAUGGGUAUUGUCAUUGUUCUGAUUAAGCUGUUUGGUCGAAAACCCGAAAAGCGUUACAAAUGGGAGGCAAUUAAAGACGACGUUGAGCUUGGAAACUCAGCUUAUCCUAUGGUCCUUGUCCAAAUCCCCAUGUACAACGAAAGAGAGGUGUAUCAACUAUCAAUUGGAGCUGCAUGUGGGCUUUCAUGGCCUUCUGAUCGAAUCAUCAUACAAGUACUUGAUGAUUCCACAGACCCAACAAUAAAGGACUUGGUGGAGCUAGAAUGUCAAAGGUGGGCAAGCAAAGGCAUAAACAUAAAGUACGAAAUUAGAGACAACAGAAAUGGGUAUAAGGCAGGUGCUUUGAAAGAAGGCAUGAAGCGUAGCUACGUGAAACACUGCGAUUAUGUAGCCAUUCUUGACGCGGAUUUUCAACCCGAACCAGAUUUUCUAUGGCGAACCAUACCUUUCCUUACCCAUAAUCCUCAACUAGCACUCGUUCAGGCCCGUUGGAAAUUCGUGAACUCCGAUGAGUGCUUGAUGACAAGAAUUCAAGAAAUGUCAUUGGAUUACCAUUUCACAGUGGAGCAAGAAGUGGGGUCAUCCACAUAUGCCUUCUUUGGAUUCAAUGGGACAGCAGGUGUGUGGAGAAUUGCUGCACUUAAUGAGGCUGGAGGAUGGAAAGACAGGACCACUGUGGAAGAUAUGGACCUGGCUGUUAGAGCUAGUCUCAAAGGAUGGAAAUUUUUGUACCUCGGAGGUGUUCAGGUGAAAAAUGAAUUGCCUAGUACAUUCAAAGCCUACCGGUACCAACAACAUCGGUGGUCAUGUGGUCCGGCCAAUCUUUUCAGGAAAAUGGUAGUAGAGAUUAUAAGAAACAAGAAAGUAUCUUUAUGGAAGAAGUUACAUGUGAUAUACAGCUUCUUCUUUAUUCGGAAGAUCAUAGCCCACAUAAACACAUUUGUGUUUUACUGCAUUGUACUACCAGCAACUGUUGUAGUACCUGAAGUUGUGGUUCCAAAGUGGGGAUCAGUUUACAUUCCAUCCCUCAUCACCCUUCUUAAUGCUGUUGGAACUCCAAGGUCACUCCACUUAUUGGUUUUCUGGAUCCUUUUUGAGAACGUCAUGUCACUACAUCGAAUGAAGGCUACCAUCAUUGGUCUACUAGAGACAAAUCGAGCAAAUGAAUGGAUUGUAACAGAGAAACUAGGAGAUGCUUUCAAGGCUAAAGCAGGCUUGAAAGCACCAAGAAAACCUCGGUUCAGGAUUGGAGGAAGACUCCAUUUACUAGAGCUUGCAGUUGGAGCAUUCCUAUUAUUUAUUGGCUGGUAUGAUGUUUUCUUUGGAAAAAACCACUUCUUCCUAUUCCUUUUUAUGCAAGCAGCUGCCUUCUUCAUCGUGGGGUUUGGGUACGUUGGCACCUUUGUCCCAAACUCUUAGAGGAACUCCAACAAUGAUACUGAAGUUCUUUUUGCCAUUUUGUUAAUGUGUCUGUAUAAUUUCUGCUUCAGCAACAUAUACAUGACCAUUCAUACCGACAAUAUCUUGAAAUUAUAGCUUUGUAAAAAAGAACAAAACUAUAUAUGGUCAAUUUUCUAGGCUCGCAUAAUAUUUGAGAUAGUGAUUCGAAAAAUUUAGUUC